UGUCAUGGUGCGGGAGGAGGAGGCGGUGGCCGAGCGGGGAGGUGCCUGGGGCAGCCUCCAGGGUCCGCUCUGCCAUUCCUGAACUGGUCCGGGUCCCCGUGACCGUGGCUUCAGGGAAGCGAACUGUUAGGCGAAGGAGGAGGCAGUCAGAGCCAUAUCCCCUUCUUCCCCGGGGCGGGGGCCGGGCCUGGCCCGCUGAGGACGGGGAGGGCCGGGAGGGCGUCGGGCCGGGCCGGCCUGUCUGCCGAGAUGGAUGACAGCAAGGUGGUUGGAGGCAAAGUGAAGAAGCCUGGAAAACGAGGACGGAAGCCAGCCAAAAUUGACUUGAAAGCAAAACUCGAGCGAAGCCGGCAGAGUGCGAGAGAAUGCCGGGCCAGGAAGAAGCUGAGGUACCAGUACUUGGAGGAGUUGGUAUCCAGUCGGGAAAGAGCUAUCUGUGCACUCCGAGAGGAACUGGAAAUGUACAAGCAAUGGUGCAUGGCAAUGGACCAAGGGAAAAUCCCUUCUGAAAUAAGGGCCCUACUCACUGGCGAGGAGCAGAACAAGUCUCAGCAGAACUCAAGCAGGCAUCCCAAAGCUGGGAAGACAGACGCUAACACCACUUCGUUGGUGGGGAAUUGAACCUGUGGCUUCAGAUAUGAUGGGGUGAAGAUCAUAUGAAAUGCAGUCAGUGGUCAGAGCCAGCGGCCUAGUGUCUAUGGAGGAUGAAUGGGCAGGACUUUGCUUCUCGGCUCCAUUUUCCGCUUACUGCUCAGUAAGCAUCUCUGUAAACCCAAAGUUUCUACCAAAAUGUGUGAUGCUGCGUCCCGAAGGUCCUUGUGCAACACUUGGGUUUCUUCAGACCUGCUCUGUUGCUCUCCACGGUGAUUAACAAGUUGUGAUGCCCAAGACCGUGGGAGUGGAGGAAGUGGAUGGAAGCGCACGUUUGCACCUUAGCCCUAUGGCUUUCAUGGUUAAUUUCUCUUUGUCCUAUGUAAUUGAUGGAUUUGUGUGUGUGUGUUUAGUUGUUACUUGUUUUCAUGUUUUUAAUCACCCUACAAAAAGACACCAAAUAGGGUGUUUGUCUCCUGUGAUUCUCUGCCUUUAUGGACCUAAUAUUACUCCUUUAUAUUUACUUGAGUAAUGUUUGAUUGUCUGUGAGCCAUUCCAGCAUAAGCUGUGAGUAUGUAUUAACAGAUAUAUACACUUCUAUUUUUAUAACCCAUAGUGAUAUGCCUGUUUUAAAGAAUGUACAUAACAAAACCCAACACAAAGCCCCUGACAGCCUUUUUUUGCUGUUCCCUCUGACUGCAUUUAUGAAAGCUGGCUAGGGCCAAAUCCAUGCGUGGAGAAUAAUUAGCCACAGUUUAUGUUUAAGUGAGAAGUAACCUUUUGGUGGCAUCCAUUACUUUAACCUGCAGUAUGUGUGUGACAUGGUUCUGCUGAAUGUCCACAUGCACACACAUUUGCUUGUGCACUCAGCUGAGGCAUGGCACUUUUCUGAAGAGUACAGAAUGAACGUAGCUGCUGAGACUGAGUAUCUGCCUUCCUGUGUAAGCACAGGCCACUCUGCUGGUGACACUAUUGCUGUUGCUGUUGGCAGAAUACUCAGUUCUUUCCUGACACGAGUGUCCUUAUGAAUGUGUUCUGAGCCAGAGAGAAGCCCACUGUGUGCUUGCACCUGCUUUAGCCUGUGCCCACUGUGGAUGGCCAUCCUGAGCUGCGCCCGGCACUGCAGCCUGGUCCUGGCGGGUAUGUGGAAGGCAUGUGGCUCUGUAUGGCUCCCUUACAGCUGCGUGCACAUGGCAUGGAACAGUGCUUGAGGGGCAGAGCUCAUAGUAGGAGCGCUUCAGAGACAAGGAAUGUCUACUUCACUCGCUUCUCUCUCUAGUUCUGUCAGAUGUGUUCUCUGUUGCUGCUAAUUACAAUUGUUCCUCUGAUGAAGCAGGAAUUUGACUUCCAGAAAAAGAAGUAUUUGCUACAGACUGGCAGUUGAAGAGGAGGUGUCAUAGUCAACAGGCAUGUCCAACCUUUUGACGUUGUGACUUGAAGCCUGAGAAUUGAAUGUUGUAAGUGAGUUUACAGUUUUGUGCUAGGCCACAUUCCUAGCUCUUCUGAGGCAUGUGCAGCCUAUAAGCUGUGGUUUAGACAUGCCUGGAAGGUUGUCUGUGAGGUGGAACAUGAGAUGGACUGUGUAGCUUGUGAUCUCUUGACAGGCAUUUGAACAGAUGCCCCUCAUUAGCUGAAGAUCCCUUGAGCACAGGCUUCUAACUCAGAUCUCCAUGGUAGGUGUGUGUGACCACCGACAGAGCCCUUGCCCAGCUUGUUAGGGCUCUCUGUGUUUUAGAAAAAUGGGCAUUAAGGGUAUUUAAUGUCUUCUUAGGACUGUAAAUGGAGACAAAGGAUUGUGGUAUUCAGGCCCUUCAGAACUCAAGUGUUUUAAAUGUAGUGUUCCGACUGUAAUGGGUGUGCUUCUUUCAGCUGGUCUACUCAGUCAUAAACUUUUACUCUGUAGAACAUCCCAUGACUUUAUGUUGCUUUGUUUGUUACCUUCUGAAUUCUCCAGGGGGAAAAAAUUGUUUUCAAAGCAAACAUUCCAGGAUGAAUGUGGCUCCUCGGUGGAAUGUCUGCACUGUGCUUGAAGAUUCUGCAGGUUGUACUUGUAGUUGCAGGGUCCUCCCCAGGUUGUAAUUGUAACUGCAGGGUCCUCCCCAGGUUGUACUUGUAACUGCAGGGUCCUCCCCAGGUUGUGCUUGUAACUGCAGGGUCCUCCCCACAUUGUAAUUGUAACUGCAGGGUCCUCCCCAGGUUGUAAUUGUAACUGCAGGGUCCUCCCCAGGUUGUAAUUGUAACUGCAGGGUCCUCCCCAGGUUGUGCUUGUAACUGCAGGGUCCUCCCCAAGCAGAAGAGAUGGACUUUGGAGUGAAUGUUGAUUAUAAUUUGAGUUUACUCUCAAGGUCUGUAUCUCUUUAGUGUUUUGGAAGUAUCAAACCAAGAUAAUGGCCCUCAGCAUCUGAUGGGGACAUGCCGAUUGCUCUGGGUACUAUGCUGGCCCUUCUCCCUAAUCUGUGAUCUAAUCGAUGUUCUGAUUCCAACCACUGCAGCGUCUCCUUCUCCACUCCCAUCCACUUAGGCACUGCAGGCUAACUGCAGUUCCUUCCCAGAGGAGAGCAAGCUGAGAGGACAGAGCCCAAGGCCAGCAUCUAGGGCAGGAAGAGGCCAAGUGCCUUGUCAACAGAGCCUGGCUCCUUCUUCCUUUUAUUUCAGAGAUUAAGGAGAAAAGAUAUGUGCACAUUCACACCAAUCCAACUCUGCCUUGAGCAUCCACUGCCCACAUACUGGAGCAACUGGUGCAAUAUGGAGUUGAUCUGGUCAGGUCAGCUUUUAGUCUGUAGGUGAAGUUCUAAACUUGUUUUCUGUCCUUAUCUAAACUAUUCCUGUGAUGGCCAAGUCAGAACGUUAGUGCAGCAGUCCCUGCCACUGCCUGCCUGUGGACAGCGCCGAGCGUCACAUCUGUAACUUUGUCAUCUUUGACCUGCAGUGGGUCUGCUUUGAUAGAAAACAGAUUUAAGCUGGGCUUCACUUUUAGUUAAAGGCAAAUAAAAUCAACAAAAAUAAAUACUAUAUUUCACAGAAAUCAGCUACAUGUUGUUACAAAUAUUAAAAUACAUAUUUUGUUUUUUAAAAGACGAGAGAUGAUUAAACCACAUGGUAUUUGGGGGCAAAUGAAGGACUUUUUUUCCUCAGAAGAGCAUUGUACAAUUAUAUUUUUAUGAAAAAUAAAGUAUCUUCACCAAAA
Molecule: messenger RNA, 3778 nt
Organism: Grammomys surdaster
Lineage: Eukaryota; Metazoa; Chordata; Mammalia; Rodentia; Muridae
Gene: Crebl2
Product: cAMP responsive element binding protein like 2
Exons: 5
Coding region: 250-621 (123 amino acids)
Biological process (GO): regulation of DNA-templated transcription
Cellular component (GO): nucleus
Molecular function (GO): DNA-binding transcription factor activity
Source: RefSeq, a predicted model, not a curated record